Molecule: messenger RNA, 1365 nt
Organism: Microthlaspi erraticum
Lineage: Eukaryota; Viridiplantae; Streptophyta; Magnoliopsida; Brassicales; Brassicaceae
Source: the annotation of a GenBank genome assembly
AUGAUCUAUGGCCAGACCCAAGAUCAUGUCCUACUAAGGCGUGCCCCUUACUACCAAGAAACCAUUGGAGAUUUUGCAUGGGAGCAAUCACAAGAAGUUAACUAUCUAGAUGACUUCAUCUAUCCUCCUGACUUCCAGCAGCAAUCACCACGGUUUCACCAUCAAGGAAGUCAAUUCCAACCUAUGCAGCAGUACAAUCAAGAAGGCAUGUACCCAAUGAAGCAGCCUUACAACUUUCCUCCAAGCGCACCUCAUCCGGUUCAGCAAAAUAGUGUGAUUCAAGCAAUGCUUCAGCAGAUUGUGGAUGAUCAAAAAGAGUUCACUAAUGAAUUGGAUGAGAGGAUGGAAAGCUUGUUCAACAGUUUCAUUGACAAGAACGAAAGGGAAGCUGAGUUCGUGCCAACCCAUAAACCACCCCAGACUGCUGUUAACUUGGCUACAAGACCAGAGCAAGAGCAUUACUCUUUGGACUCAACAAGAGGUUACAAGCCGAAGCCACUAGAGAAGAUCUCUAACCCGGAGAAGCUUGAUGUACCUUGCAUCAUUAAUGGAGUUUUGUUCAAGGAUUCCAUAUGUGAUACAAGAUCUCACAUCAACAUCAUGAACAAAGGAAUAGCCAAGAAGAUUGGGAUUGAAAUCAGGGAUCCCUCCAAGAUACCAAUGCGGUUUAAAGAUGACCCUUAUACUCUCUUCCAUGGUUUCAUCUCGAAUCUUACACUAUCCAUUGGAGAUCACGUCUUUAAGGCUGAUUUCCAUAUAUUAGAGAUGAAACAAGACCCUGACAAGCCAUUGAGUUUUGGUUCAUCAUUCCUUGAAGCCAAUGGAGCAAUCUUGGAUCUUCAGAAGCAAAGAAUCUCUCUCUCCAAAAUCAGUAAAGCCAUGUCCUAUCCGGCGGUUCCUAUCAAGAGCUCUCAUUCUGCAGAUGUGUGCGCUAGAGAGGAACCACUAUCAGAGCCUUAUAAUGACCAAGAGGAGUUGAUAGACGUCAUAUCAGCAGCCCCUCUCAUCAUACCUAAGGAAAUUGCCAUACCGGCAAAGGCAAACUGCAUUAAGGUUUCAAGUGUCUCAAGCAAGAUUUUGACACCAAGGGAGUACAAGGAGGACGUGAUUGAUGCCACACCACAGCCUAUAAGAACUUCAAGAUGCUUCUCUAAGUUCAGCUUUGAUUUCCAGAAUAAGGAAAACAAAGAACCCUUCAAGGAUGGGCUGCACAAGAAGAGGAAACUCUUUACUGGUGGUAUUGUUUCUUGCAACUACAUUCAAGACCUUCAAGAUAUCCAUAGGAGGAGUUUCAAACCGUCAGGUCCAGAAUGUAGAGAAGCUAAAGGAGCCUCAACUCUUCUAUUUGAUCAAUUGGUCAAUUAG